CUAAACUUCAUCAGAAAGCACUUGUGUUUUCUACGUAUCGACGCCGCAGACAGACUGAUGUAGACGGACAGAUCAGAACAGAGAGAAGUCAUAAUGGGGAACAGGCUGUGUAAGGAAACGUCGGAAAAGCCAAAAAAGUCAACAAAGCCGAAAAAGCCGAAAAAAUCGAAAAAAUCGAAACGAUCUCAAAAAGUUGAGGAAGACAGAAUAAGUCUUAGGUCUUCUGGUGAAAAUGAACUUCAGCAGACAAAAGCUGCCCUCGAACAAAAAGAAAAGGAGCUUGAAUCAGUUAAUAAAAGACUGUCUGAGACAGAAACAACUCAUGAAAAGAAGAUCCAGGAGAUCAAAGAAACUUUAGAAGAAAAGGAAAAAGAAGUGGAAGCAGCCAAUGAAAGAUUGACGGAGACAAAAUCAUCCCAUGAAAAUGAGCUCCAGGCGAUGAGAUCUGAACUUAAACAAAAACAAGAUGAACUGGACUCAGCCAAUCAAAGACUGACUGAAAUGAAGACGUCGCAUGAGAAGGAGCUUCAUGAGAUUAGAUCUGAUCUUAGAAAAAAUGAAGAGGAACUGAAAUCAGUCAAACAAAGAUUGACUCAAACACAGACCUUGCAUGAAAGUGACCUCGAACAAAUCAGAUCUGCCCUGGAGCAGACAGGAAAUGAACUAAAAGCAGCUGAUCAAAGACUUAAUGAAACAAAAACGUCAUAUGAAAACAAACUUCUUCAGGCAGGAUCUGAGUUGAAGCAAAAAGAAGAACUGAAUUCAGCUCUUCAAAAGCUGAUUGAAGCAAAGACGUCUGAUGAAAAUAAACUUCAAAGUGCGAGCCUGCCUGAAAUACAGAGUAAUUAUGUAGCUGAGCUCCAGCAGACGAGCCUCAUUGCUGAAAAAAUGUCUCUGGAAGCAGAUCUUUAUGAUGUGAGAUCUGCUCUAAAACAGAAAGAAGAAGAACUGAUAUCAGUCAAUGAAAGGCUGAACAAUGAGCUCCAGACAGUCAGAUCUUUGCUCAAAAAUAAAGAAGAACUAGAAUCAGCUAAUAAAAGACUGACUGAGGAAAAGACUGUUCAUGACAAUGAGAUCCAGAAGAUCAGGUCAACUUUAGGAGAAAAAGAAAAAGAAUUGAAAUCAGCCAAUAAAAAAUUGACUGAAGCAAAAACAUCCCAUGAUGAUCAGCUCCAGAAAAUGAGAUCUGAUCUUCAACAAAAAGAAGAAGAACUAAAAUCAGUUAAUAAAAGACUGACUGAGGAAAAGACUGUUCAUGAGAAGGAGAUCCAGGAGAUCAGAUCUGUUUUAGAAGAAAAAGAAAAACAAUUGAAAUCAACCAGUGAAAGAUUGACCAAAACAAAGGCAUCACUUGAAAAUGAGCUUCAUCAAGUCAAAUCCGACCUUAAACAAAAAGACGACGAACUGAAGUUAGUUUGUGAAAGACUGGCUGAAAAAGAGGCUGCUUAUGAAAAUGAGCUCCAUGAGAUGAAAUCUGCUUUAAUAGAAAACGAAGAACUAAAAUCAGUGAAUAAAAGACUGACUGAGGAAAAGACUGUUCAUGAGAAGGAGAUCCAGGAGAUCAGGUCUGAUUUAGCAGAAAAAGAACAGCAAGUGAAAUCAGGAAAUGAAAGACUGACUGAAACGACAUCACUUCAGAAGGACCUUCGUCAAAUUCGAUCUGACCUCAAACAAAAAGAAGAAGAACUAAAAUCAGUUCAUAAAAGACUGACUGAGACUCAGAUUUCUCAUGAAGAGCAGAUCCAGAGGACCAGAUCAGCUUUGGGACAGAAAGAGGAAGAAGUAAAAUCACUGAACCGAAGUUUGACAGACAUGGAGAAGAACCUCAUAGAGACAAAAGCCUCUCUGAAACGAAAACAGCAAGAACUCACUUCUUUCAAAGACAGAAUGGCACGACAGCUCUUUGUUUCCAAACCUGCUGCUGAAACUGAUGACCUUCACAAGCAGAAAUUAGAGGAAACAAUGUCUGCUCUAAGAAACAAAGAAGAAGAAUUGAUAUCAGUGAAGAAAAGGCUUACAGAAACAAAGGCAUCACAUGAAAAUGAUCUUUAUCAUAUGAGAUCUGAAUUGAAACAAAAAGAGGAAGAAGUGAAAUUCCUUAAACAGAGACUGCAGGAAUCAGCAGAUGUGAGAUCCAGCCCCCAGCGUUGUAACCCACAAGGAUGUGAACACAAAGAAAGUAUGACACAGAUGGAGGCAUUUUACAAAAAGAAGCUCAAUGAGGCCCGAUCUGAAACAGCCAAAAAACAGACAGAACUGAAAUCAGUGAAAGACAGGCUGGCAGCUCAGGUAGCAGCUUCACUGAAAACAGGAGACACUGAGAGCAUGAACAACCCGGUCAGUAAAACCAGACUGACUGAGAUGUACGACAACCUGAAGCUGCUGCAGUGGCCAAAGGUCAAAGAUCAGCUGAAGUCCAGGAAGAGGAACCCAAAGGAGGCCAAAGAUCUGAUUCAGAAAACAUUUGGAAAUGCAUCAGAUGAAAUGAAGAGAAGGAGGCAGCAGAUAGAAGAAAUGUUCCAGCAGUCAGAGUCCAGCAGUGGACCGACUCCUCAGAAGGUUAAAGAGUACAGACAGCUAACAGUUCAGAACCUGCAGAUGGCGCUGUUCCACACCAACAAAGAAGAACUUCUGAAGACUGGUUUCCCAGAAUGUUUAGAUGAAUUUCCAGAGGAAGUGAAGGAGGAUCUGAGACCUCUGACCUCUGAAUGCUACUGGCUGAGCUGCUUGAUGGCUUUAAACAAUCCUCCUCUUCAGCCGGACUGGAAGAACCAUGUUCCUGGGUUUGACUCCUGGGAUAUUUUUCCUCGAGAAAUCAAACUAUCUGUCAUGUAGAGGAAGCAGAUACAGAAAUGAAGAAAACAGAUUCUGAUAUCACUUCUUGUUUCUUAAUUAUUUUAUUGUUGGUAAUGGUUUGUGUGGGGUUUCCUUUGUAAAACAACAUGAAUGAAGAAAUUA
This is a messenger RNA of Poecilia latipinna (sailfin molly), 2958 nucleotides long. Its product is annotated as myosin heavy chain, muscle-like. Bases 94 to 2835 code for a protein of 913 amino acids. The record is from RefSeq and is a predicted model, not a curated record. Lineage: Eukaryota; Metazoa; Chordata; Actinopteri; Cyprinodontiformes; Poeciliidae. The transcript is spliced from 49 exons.